AUGAACGGCUCCGGUUACCAGCACUGGAGGCCUUCCCAUGGCCUGCGCCACACUGGGGAUCGCUCCGGGCUGGCCGCGGGGAAGGGGAUGCGGGAGCUCAGCAACCUCGCGCCCCCCAAUCCCCACGGGAGUGGAGCCUUCCGGGGGCCAGCAGGAAUGGCGCCGAGCCGCGCUCACCGCCUCACGCCAGCCGACGACGAGCUCUACCAGCGCACGCGGGUGACGGUGCUGGAGGCCGAGUCCCCCAAUGCCAUGUUCAUCGAGGGCUACACCAACCGCGGCUUCGCCGUCAGCGGCAGCCUCGUCGUGGGGCCCUGCGCCGUCCUGCCCCGCGCCAUCCUCCAGUGGAACGUCGGCUCCCACUGGGACAUCUCCUCGGAGAGCCUGGCGCUCUUCCGCCUGCUGGAGCCCCGCAUCGAGAUCCUGGUGCUGGGCACGGGCGACAGGGUGGAGCGGCUGCAUCCCGCCCUGAUGAAGCACAUGCGGGCGUGCGGCAUCGCCGUGGAGGUGCAGGACACGGCGAACGCCUGUGCGACCUUCAACUUCCUCAUGAGCGAGAAGCGCCUCACGGCGGCCGCCCUCAUCCCGCCGCGGAGCUGCUGAGCGCCGGGGACGCGCCUGGCACCGCUCUCCUCGCCCCGCGGCUGCUGCGCCCCGCGCCGCGCUGCUCCCCAGGGGACCACGCUGCAGAAGAAGGCAGCCUGGCCCCGGCGCGGGCGGCGCUGCGGCUCGCGGGCCCUGUGGCUGCGGGACUCGUUGGGCUGCCGGGGCUGCACCUUGUGCUGUGCGGUACCUGCGGCCGCCGGCCCCAGGCCCGUGAUUCUGCGUGCUGUGAGAUAAACAAAGUGGCCCGAGGGCCCCGUGACUCCCGCCUGGGCUGUGUCGCAGGCCGGGCACUGCA
Molecule: messenger RNA, 901 nt
Organism: Nothoprocta perdicaria
Lineage: Eukaryota; Metazoa; Chordata; Aves; Tinamiformes; Tinamidae
Gene: NDUFAF3
Product: NADH:ubiquinone oxidoreductase complex assembly factor 3
Exons: 5
Coding region: 1-603 (200 amino acids)
Biological process (GO): mitochondrial respiratory chain complex I assembly
Cellular component (GO): mitochondrial inner membrane
Source: RefSeq, a predicted model, not a curated record